AUGUCUUUUGCAUCGACAUCAAGUGGAUAUGUCACAAAGAUUCAAAACUCAACUGAACAUACUAAGCAAGAACAAUUGGCUCCAUCUCAGGCCGAAUUAGUCAAACAUCCUUUACAACAUCCUUGGACUUUGUGGUAUUUCGAGCCAGAUCGUAACAAGUCAUGGGAAGAUAAUCAAAAUAAGGUGUCGACAUUUACGACAGUUGAGGAUUUCUGGAGCUUGUUUACUCACAUAAAGCAACCAAGCGAAGUUAAAAUUGGAAGUGAUUAUUCUCUUUUCAAGGAACAUAUUCGACCAAUGUGGGAAGAUAUUGCAAACAGGAAUGGAGGACGCUGGAUGAUAACUUUAGGAAAGAGUCAACGUCCUGAAUUAGAUCGCUAUUGGAUUGAUACAGUUUUGUGCUUAAUCGGUGAAGCAUUUGAUAGUUUUGAUGAUAUUUGUGGCGCAGUUGUUAAUAUUCGAGCUAAAGGAGACAAGAUCGCUGUUUGGACAGGCAAUAGUACCAACAAAGAUGCAGUUAUGGAGAUCGGUCGGAAGUUAAAAGAAGGCCUUAAUUUGCGAGAAUCCGUCAAAAUUCAGUAUCAUAUUCACUCUGAUUCAAUAGUCAAGGCUUCAUCGACUAUCAAGGCUAAGUACGAGAUAUAA
Molecule: messenger RNA, 645 nt
Organism: Chironomus riparius
Lineage: Eukaryota; Metazoa; Arthropoda; Insecta; Diptera; Chironomidae
Source: the annotation of a GenBank genome assembly